AUGACUGCUGAAGAGAACACGGAAGCGGUCGAGCAGCCGACUGAUGUUAUCGAGGCAGUAGAUGAUGAUGAGUUCAGUGAUGAGGGAGCCGACACGGGCGGAGAAAGCUCCUUAGCUUCUCUUUCUUCGAGUAUCAUACAAGGAGUCGAAGAAAAUGGAAGGACGUAUGCAUCAUACGGCAAAGAAGAAUAUGGCGCACCCAUGGAUGAACAAGAAAUGGACAGAAUUGAUAUGGCGCAUGCGAAAUACUUCAUUCUGCUAGACAAGAAACGAUGGAUUGCGCCAAUCCCAGAGAAUCCACACAAAGUGCUGGACCUAGCAUGCGGUACAGGAAUCUGGAGUAUUGACUUUGCCGAUGCAAACCCAUCAGCAGAUGUGACCGGUGUCGAUAUUGCACCAAUUCAGCCCAAAUGGACUGCUCCAAAUUGUCAUUUCGAAAUCGAUGACAUCGAGCAAACAUGGACUUGGCAGCUAAACAGUUUCGACUACAUCUUCUCCCGAGAUCUUCUCCUCUGUAUACGAGACUUUCCACGCUUGAUCAAGCAAUGUUACAAACAUCUGAAGCCAGGCGGAUGGCUCGAAUUCCAAAACAUCAACGGCACAAUCCACUGCGACGACGGCACCAUGCCGGAAACCAGCCAGUUCAAAGAAUACGAUCGCCUCCUCCGCGCCGCCGCAACCGCAUUCGGCACUCCCCUGGAAGACCCCAUCCACUACAAGAGAUGGUUCGAAGAAGCCGGAUUCGAAGGCGUCACCGAGACCAUUUUCAAGAUGCCGACUAGUCCGUGGGCGAAAGAUCCGAGGCUGAGGUUGGUGGGAGCUUUUGAGCAGGAGAACCUCACGUCAAAUUUGGAGGGGAUUAGUACGAGGGUAUUUCAGAAGGGGUUAGGGUGGUCGGUGGAGGAGUCGACGGUUUUCUUUGCGGGUGUGAGGAAGGAUAUUAAGAAUAGGAAACAGCAUGCGUAUUACCCGUAUGUUGUUGUGUAUGGACGGAAGCCUUUGAGCGAACAGGAGUGA
Molecule: messenger RNA, 1017 nt
Organism: Cadophora gregata
Lineage: Eukaryota; Fungi; Ascomycota; Leotiomycetes; Helotiales; Ploettnerulaceae
Exons: 7
Coding region: 1-1017 (338 amino acids)
Molecular function (GO): methyltransferase activity
Source: RefSeq, a predicted model, not a curated record